Molecule: messenger RNA, 4379 nt
Organism: Pelodiscus sinensis (Chinese soft-shelled turtle)
Lineage: Eukaryota; Metazoa; Chordata; Testudines; Trionychidae
Source: RefSeq, a predicted model, not a curated record
GGGAGACCUGGAUCCCCACUAGCACAAGCACCCUCUCCCUGAGGGGAGUGUUCCAGUGCUGGGAUCUUUCCUUAGUCUCUAACAUAUCAGAAAAGAACAAACUUAGAGCAGCCUUGACUCCUGGAUCUCCUGACCUCCCCUGUUAAUUCACACAGGGAGGGGGUAACUGCUGGCCUGAAUGGAGACUUAUGCAGAUUCAAAGAGUUUUUUUUGCAGCUGCUCCAUUCUAGGAGCCUGGGGGAAUUGGUUUGCCUAAAAGGCCCUUGUGUGGGUGUUUCCCCUCACACAGCUUCAUCAAAUUAACAAGGCUUUCAGACUAUAAACUUUAGACAAGUAUUCUAUCAUUUUCUUGACUCAGUUAAGGCCUCUGAUUUGCCCAGCUUGAGGAGGAAGAAAGGUAAAACUAUUUGGAAACUAGAGAUGAUCCUUUCACUAAGUCUAUUUCUUAAGCCUAGUUUACACCACCGCAGGCCGUCAGUCUGUUUCACAACUCCGGCUACGCGAACAAGGCUAUGCGAACAACAGAGCUGAAGUCCCUGUACUUAGAUCUACUUGCUGCAGGAAGUUGACAGCACUUGCAUUCUGCUGGAGACCCAGAGUCGAGGGGAAAGCGCUCGGUGGUCGAUUUAUCAUGUCUGUACUAGAUGGGAUAAAUCCACCUCACUCUCCUCUGGAACAAUGGUUCGAUCCAGCGGGCUGUGAAGACAAGCCCUGAGAAGUUGACUAAUCACUUCCGGGAACAAACAUUUAAUUUCCGUCAAUGGGAUUUUUCUUCCUGCUCUUGCCUCCUAGCUGUGCCCCUUUUAACAUGGGACAGAGCUUUGAUUAGAAGUCCAGCGAAGUGUGGAUCAAGUUACCAGUGAACUGUAGCUGCUGUUUACCUCUGCAGCCUUUUGAAACCAGCGGGAAGCGAUGUCCAGUGACCCUCCCCCACCCUACCCAGGGGGACCCUCUGCACCGCUGAUAGAAGAGAAGAAUGGCCCACCCACCAUGUCAGAUGGCGUCUCCACUGCUGCAGUCCAGCCCUACGGGAUGCCUGUGCCCCCUUCAGAUUUUGGGCCACCCCCCUAUGAGCCACCCCUGCAGCCGGGGUACAUCCCCCCUCCCAUUUCUGCAGAAGGCUCUGUGCCCUACAUGCCCCCUGGUUAUUAUCCACCCUCAGGACCGCACCCUGCCAUGGGCUAUUACCCGGGUGCAGGACACUACCCCGCUGCUGGCGGCCACACGGCAACUGUCAUCGUGCCGUCCGGGGCUGCAACCACCGUCACCGUGCUGCAGGGGGAGAUAUUCCAGGGCAGCCCCGUGCAGACGGUGUGUCCUCACUGCCAGCAGGCCAUCACCACCUCGAUCACACACGAGAUUGGGCUCAUGAGCUUCCUCCUGGGCUUCUUCUGCUGCUUUGUCGGAUGCGAUCUAGGCUGCUGCUUCAUUCCGUGUAUAAUAGACGACUUCAAGGAUGUGACCCACACUUGUCCCAACUGCAAGGCCUAUAUCUACACGUACAAGCGCAUGUGCUAACAGCGCCCCUGGGACCUGCACCUGCUGGAAUGACGCCACCCCCUCCAUGCCGGCCUACACAUGCAGAAUGCUCCUUGUGCUUAGCUCUUUGUUGGUAGUGUGUUUAUUUCCCCUUCUCUCUGAAAGAGCUUUGAAUGCUGUAUUAGAGGUACUCACACACUGACAAGGAAGCUGUAGGCCCACACCACUAACAGCUAGAGCUGGUGUGUAGAUCUGAGCUCAGACAGGUAGCUGAGUUAGGUUGUGCGAUUGAAUAGCCUUGCUGUUCCAGCCCUCCAUCUUGUUCUCACCCUUCCGGCUGUGUGCAGAAGGUUUAGAACUAGGACUGCAAGCGAGGCUGCACAGAAGACUUUCCCUUCCCAGAUUGUCAGCCUGUCAGAGCCACCCGUCCUACCUCACUUUCCUGCAUCCUCCCCCAUCAGUGGCCUGGCAGUAGCCACUGUUAAAGGAGACAGUGAUGCAAGGCAAAUCCUUCAGCUGGCGGGAUGUGGGGCCGGCCAUUCCAAAGGGCUCUUGCCCAGUUAGUGCUAGACUGAGCCCGUUACAGUAGGAGGGGCGCUUUCCUUCUAUUCCAUGCUGGCAGCUCCUUUACGUCUCUAGAACCUGUGAAUAUGGCUAAAGGUCCAGUUGGCUCCCGCAGAGCUGUGGAAGCUGAGAUACUCGUGUGCCCUGUCUCUUGCAAGCAGACGGAUCAUAUAGUUUAGUUGAAUGGUGCAGUUCUCUACUUUGCAAACCACAAACUCAAAGCAAGAACGUCCGUCUGCCCAUCUCCAGGAAGGGCCGACCCACACGCAGGAAGGGCUGUGCUUCUGUCAGAUGCCAAGAUGCACUCGGCUUCCUUGUUUAGCUGUAGGCAAGAGGGAUGUGGGUGAGCUGGGUCACCAGGCUACGUGGUAUAAAGGGGAAGGCUUUAGUUCUUUGUGUGUUUACAUCUGGCUUGCCAUACAGCUGAGUAGAGUUAAUGUUUGUUGCCUGCCUUGGAGCCCAGCCAGCUCUGCCUUGCACGGCAGGAGAUGGGGAGGCAGCAGCUCUGUCUCGGUUGCAGGUGGCCGGAGGAUGCGUUUGAGGUGCGGUUCUGUUUCUGUUGAAAUGCUUUGGAACCUUGGCGCCUCAAGUGUCCGUCCCUGGCGAUAGCUCCCUCUGUUUGCCUCCUGGCUCUGGCUCUUCCAGCAGCGAUUACACACAGCAGCCUGCUAGUGCCGUAUAGAAAAUAGCCGCUACUGGAAAUUCCCAGCCACAGUUAUGGUCUUGGGACCCUUCCAUUGGACAGGCAGGAAGAAGAAAUGGAGCAGCAGCUGGUGCUAGCAGACUCUUGGGGCCACUUGCUCCCUUUGGCUGCUGUAGCCUCUGACACGGAGAGAUGUGACAGCUCAGCCUGAGGGUGAGGUGGGUUGGUUCUCUCUUGAGCACAGCACUAAGUAGCAGUUUUCCAACCCCUGCCCCGCAUCUAGUGGUCAAUGAGCAUGAGCCACCUAGAACAAUGGGCUUUGUUGCUAUUGGGUCAGUGGGAUUGGGGCGAUUCGAGCCCUCUGGAGCUAGAGACCUUGCAUCUGCAUUUCCUUUGCCUUGAUUUGCCUUUACCUGGGACUUUAUGGUGCAGCCACGAGCCUUUGCCAGCCAAGUCCUGGGUUCCUGCUCAUGGCCAAUCACAAGUGCACUGGCCUCGGUGACCUCACUGGAUGUCUUGUCCCAAUCAGUUGCCAAGUCAGCAGGCUCCAGUAAAGAGCACUCCCCUGUCCGAGUUGGGAGGGGUGCCUGAGCGGUCCCCACACUCACCAGCUUGCACUCCGUCCGCAUUCAUUACACUCAAUUCUGUCAGCUUCCCUCCCACCCCUGAACGAAACCUCCGUCCGUUGAACCCACCCAGUACAGUGAAAGGGAAGCUUCUGGCUGUACUGGUAUUACACUGCUCUUUUCCUGGCUGUGUGGGUUUGCAUCAGAUGCCCUGUUGUUGUUUUGUUUGUUCUCGAAUAUCUGUGUUCUUGGGAGACAGAAAAACUUGCGACUUUCUCAAUGCACUUCUUCACUGUGCUAGCGAGGUCCCCGCAUUUCAUUACUCCCCACUAACUGGCAGUGUGCCCAAAUAUGUAGCUCACUCAGCGCAGCAUUGUAGGGGUUUUUAAUUUAAUUUAAUUUUACUAUAGUAUUAGUAAAUGGCUGCCAGGUUGCAUCUGACUUACUGGAAAUGUGAAUCCUCUACCCUUCAAACCCAAUCACUUUUGCACUCAGUCAGUGCCCAGGAGUCCAUCACUAAUGGGCAUGGUCUGAACAUUGCAUGUGGGUCUGAUCUGGUUCCUUUUUAUUCUAGGAAGAAGAAAUGUAGCUUGUGAGGGUUAAAACUGGCUGAUGCUAUUGGAUGCAGAGCCCAGGGCUACUCAGAGAGCCUUUGCUGAACUCCCUUUUUCAGUGGCUCUGUACUUCAGGUUAUUCCAGCUGCUGUAACCCUUUCUGGUUUGUGUCCAAAGUGCAUGCCGGCAAAACACAGGGAACAUCUGCUCUGUUGCUGAUUGUUAAACUGGGCUGUGUAUGCACCCUGGGCACAGCUCUGCCUCUUCAUGGGGCCAGAUGGGUUUCUGGGUCAUGAAUGUGAAAUGGUUGAUUUUUGUUCUUUAAGCUGAUGGGCUGUUUCUGUAACCAAAAGCAUGACCCUGAUUUUAAUCUGUUCAAGUGCAAGGGUAUUUGUAUAUUCAAGUAAAUGUUUUAAACCAAGCGGAAGUCUUAAAAUGAACUCCUGGGUUGAUCUCUGACUUGUGGUUCAGGUGUCAGCUUUGUUUGUCAGGAGUGAAUUAGCCUGUGCUCAGAAAAGCAACUAGUUGGUGCUUUUACAUGAUGUUUGUAUAUAAAUAAAAGACAGACCCUGA